UCGCCUGUGAAAACGCGCUAAGCGAUGGAUGACUGAUUGGUAAAACCAAUAAUCUGAAAUUCUAAUAGAACGCUUAGAAGGAAGUCAUUGAUACGACUUGCUCGUUUUAUCCGCGCGUUUGUAUCACAGAACGUGAGCAACAUAUCGCAUCGCCGAUCAAGGAUAACGAGCGGAUAACCGCGAAGGCCAGAUGGAGUACUUUAAUGCACGCGUAGAAUCAAGAGAUCGAAUUUUCAGAUUCAUUAUUGUCAAUAAAUAUCGCGAUAUUUUUAUCGCUCAUUUACUAAUCAAUCCAGCUGUCUCAAUCGCGCACCGAUAUUACACUAAUCUUAUAUUAUGCAAAAAAAUAAUUCCGUGCAACCACAAUAUUGCGUUGUUCCAAGUUUUUUUUUGCUACAAAAAGAAUUGAAAAUUUUUCCAAACAGAUCAAUACAUCGCUAUUCACAGAUAUCGAGCUUUAUUCAUCAAUUCUUUACGCUCAACAGUCCUUUCUCGCACUGCCAGCGUCGGGUAAUGAUAUUCCUCUUUGCUUGUUAUGUUGAUGCGUGGCGCACGCGCUAAAAAGCAAUUGGAAGACUGAUAGCAGCGAGCCGCGGCAGUCUAGCGCGAGCUAUCGCUCAGGAGACACCCGUAGGAGUUUCACUUGUUCCGAACGGACAAGAAGAAAAUGCCCGGCAACCGUCAGCCUGAUUCCCUGGAGGGUCUUAGUUUGGGACGCGUGUGCCGGCAGCUCGACGGGACGUGCCGGCGCCUGCAGACGCUCUCGCAGCAGUCGUCCACGGCUCAGGCGCUGGACUUGGCGAAGCGCACGAUCAGGCCGUACUACGUGAACGCACUGUCAGCUCACUUGCGCUCCCAGGUUAUCGAGGAGACGCUGAGAAUGCUGUGCAGCCCGUCGGCCGACGGGUCGACGCUCGUCUCGCCGCCGACCGCCGUGUAUCUGCUCGCCCUGCUCCUCGCGCGCGACAUCAAGCGGCUGAGGGUCCACCUGUGCUGCUACUACGGCUGCAGCCAUCAGACGUUUCUGCUGAAGCUGCUCGCCUCGGAGGGCGUCGGGCUCGAGUCCCUCGACCUCGCCCGCUCCGCCCUGCUGCGCCUCGACUGCAAGCUGCUGCACUCGGCGCUGCUGAACAUGAGGAGCCUGUCGAGUCUGACGCUUCGGAAUAUCGCCAGCGACCUGGUGCUGCAGAUCGUCGGCAGGGCCUGCCCGGGGCUCGUGAUCCUGGACGUCGCCUGCUCGAGACAGGUGACGGACGCGGGGCUGAAGCAGCUGCUGCUGCAGGUGGAGCUGCGGGACAAGGUCGCGGGACACGGAUCGAGGAUACGGUCGCCCCAGGAGUGCACGAGCUGGUCGCGGCUCAAGAGGCUGCUCGCCACGUGGAAGACGAAGAACGCGAAGUCCAGGGGCAAAGAGAGGGACGUGCUGCUGGAGUACUGCGAGAGCAGGAACUCGCUGUGCGACACGCUGCGCGUGCUGAAUGUCGCGAACACCGCCGUGACCAGCGCGGGCGUGCUGCUCGCUCUCAUGCACAUCCCGCAGUUGGCGUCCCUGGCGCAGUACAGCCACAUGGGCCGAGUGGUGGAGCUGAUGAGCGAAGAGUUCGUCGACCUGAGCACGCCGCUCAGCCUGACGCAGGCGAGAAGCUGCAGAACGACGCCCGCCCGGCUCAAGCUUCUGGCGCGGGCGUGCCCGAAGCUGACGAAGCUGCACAUCUCCGACCCGCAUCACUCGCCCGAGGCGCUGCGGCUCUUCUCGCGCGUCACCUCGCUGAGCGUGCACGGCGUGCCGGCCGAGCGGGAAUGGCUGGACGGCUUUCACAGUUAUCUUCGCGCGCACGGCCGGAAUUUGCGCGAGCUCAGCUUUCGGAUGGCGCAGAGCGAGAGCGGCUCCUUGCAGGUGGAUUUGAGGGAGGUUUUGAGCAACUGCUCCAACCUGCACACGCUCGUCGAGGACGGACCGAGCGUGGUUUGGAGCGACGGACACGAUCCACCGCCUCUGAGACGCUUGAGAAGAAUUCAACUGGGACGCGCGGUGAACGCGUCGGCGAUCACGAAAGUGCUUUCGCUGGCACCGGAGCUAACGGCGCUCCACGUUCACAGUUGUCUCGACUUGACGAACGAGCACUUGGAGCGAUUGCUAAAGCCGCCGGUCAAAUCCAGAAGCGGCUGCAAAUUAGACAAGUGUGUGGAGAGUCUGCAGAAUUUGACGUGUUUCUACAUUUACGAGGCGAGUCGGAUAUCGGCAAUCACUGUACUGAAUACGUUCCACAGUUGCAAACAAUUGAAACGGUUUGGUAAUCUGACGAAUUGGAACAUGAACUGCGAAGAUGCGAAAAUACUGAAAGCGACUCUAACGCGAGCGGAUAUAAAUGUGGAUUUGUGCUCCGGCUCGCACUGGUUUUGGAAUAAUUGCAUUCAAUGAUUCGAUGAAGAUCGGAAAAGCGCUACUUUUUCGUUCAAUUGUUCUUUUCGUCUGCAAUAAUUACAAACAAAUUGGAUAUCCAUCGCUUUGCGCAGUUGUUAUUUAUUAAUAACGUGGCAGAUUUUGAAAUUCGAGUCGCAUUAUAUCAGAAAUGCAUUACUGACGUGACAAAAUUGUCAAUUCGACGAGCGUGCGGAAAGGAAUGCGGCCUCAAAACCCAGUUGCCUGACUUCGUAUGAUAAUCAAUAUAUGUAAUGAUAAUAUAUUGAAAACUUACCUCUACUAAACCGUGUGAUUGCAACAGAAGAUUAAUAAGCUUAGUGUCUGUUUGAAAGAUCUUGUAGGUCAUAUGUAACUGUUUUGCGGGUGGAUCUUCUGGCGGCGUGGCUAAAGCGGAAUAUCUGAAGGACAAAUAGAAUUGUUGAAAAAGAAUUAAGGCUCGUAUAAAAACAAUUGAAGUAUAGGAAAGGAGAUAACAAGCCAGGGCCAAAUGUUUUUUUUUUUUGCAUAUAUUACAAUCUUCUUUAACUCAGCACAAACGUUUCAAUCAUGAUAUGAUGAUCAUCUUCAAUAUGUAGCGACGGAGGUCACGAACUCUGAGGCUAUGAAACUCAAUAUUAUUCAGAAUGUUAAUAUUUCGGCUGAUAACGAACAAAUGUUAACCGAAACGUCAGUCAAGACAUUAACAUCCUGAAUAAUAUUGAGUUUCACAGCCUGAGUUUGUGACCUCCGUCAUUACAUAUUCACAUUGAAGAUCUUAUGAUCGAAACGUCUGUGCUGAGGGAGUUGAAGAUUGUAAUAUAAUGUAAAAAAAAAAAAAAAAACAUUUGACGUUGGCUUGUUAUCCCCUAUAUUUUAAUUAUUUAAAAAGAUUUUGGCUCGGAAAAUAAGGAUAAAUAGUUCCUAAUUGUGUACAAAACUUACUUAAAGCGUAAAACAGGUGCUUUGCUUCUACUUGAUCCGCUCAAUAGCCAUUCGUUGUUUUGUACAUUUCUCGCAUUCGUUGUACUGCAAAUAAACAUUCAUGAAGCAUA
Molecule: messenger RNA, 3456 nt
Organism: Linepithema humile (Argentine ant)
Lineage: Eukaryota; Metazoa; Arthropoda; Insecta; Hymenoptera; Formicidae
Source: RefSeq, a predicted model, not a curated record